GGGAGUCUCUUAAAACCUCACUUUCUUAUUUUUUUAAAAGGUAUCUUGACCACAUACUUUUAACUUUAUGGUGUUAAAGGUUAUAUAAGCUUAACCUUGGGCAAUGCUAUAGCCUAAUUUAGAAGGAAAUCAGGUGAUAGCCUUCUUUGUCCUCUAUUUUCUUUAAUUUUUCUUUGAACGGAGAAAGGAAACAAAUUAUUAGAAGCAAAGAAUGGCUUCCAUUUAUUCUUUUAUUCUUAGAACAUGAACAAAACAAACCCACCUGGUAGGUCCCCAGGUAAGUGGUUCUGUCGUAUAUUUUUUAAGUAUUUUCCACAUUACAACUACCUGUGCUCUUCUUAGAAUCAUGCUCUAGACAUUCCUUGGCUAAUACACCCAGAAAAUAAAGGGUCCGACAAGAUCAGCCUUUUUAAGUUUCCACUUUUUUCUACUCCUCUGCUAAUGAAGCUAUUUUGAGAGGUUUCAGUGAAUCAGUAAAUAGGCAUCAUCACCUUCAUAUAAAUUUAAAACUCUCUUAAACUCAUAUCAAACAGUUAGAUUUCACCCUUUUUUGGCUGUUGAAAAAUUAUUACUUGUUCUGAGUAAUAAAAAAUAUUUAAAGUAAUUCAAAAGUUAUUGGAGGGUGUUACUUUCUUUAUUUCUCAAGUUGUUGCCUGAUAAAAUAAGAAUAAUCCUCAAAAUAAAAAUAUUCAUUGGGAUUUCAUUAGAAUUAUGUUCCCUGAAAUGUACAGUAAUGUUCUCAUGGGCAAACAUUUUAUUUCAAGGACAAAAAUGAAGAAUGUGAGUGUGUUAAUCUGCAUUGUAAAGUACGACAAGUUCAGAUUAAGCUACCUGGAAACUUGGAAGCCAAAGGAGUGCCUACUACGUGGCCACCCAGCUUGUGAUAAUCUGUUAUGGCAGCUCUAAGAAACUAAUAUAUCCAGCAUAUCCAACUUUGACAUCAAAUUCCUGUCUGAAGAUAAGGACCAACUGCCACUCUUAUUCACUCUCUUCCUUCCUUGGGCAAGGUGUCAGGAACAAAAUUAAAAUGAUUAAAUGAGACAUCAACUUUACUAUAAUUCUGAUGGUCACAAGAUGAAUGGAGAAAAAAGUGUCUCUAGCAAGAAUAAGGACGAUUUCCUUAUGUGAAGAGGAAGAGAUUACAGGGAUGCACAUGCACAGAGGAAAGGCCACGUGAGAACAUAGCAAGAAGGUGGCCACGAGCAAGCCACACAGAGAGGCCUCGGGAGACAUGAACUCUGCCAGCACCUUGAUCUCGGACUUCCAGCCUCCAGAACUGAAAUGGAUGAAUUAGAGCUCUGUGUAAGUCUAAGACGCUGUAUUAAUUCAUGUGAGGAAGACACAUGCAAGAAAAGAAAAAAAAACCUGAGCUGAAAAGAUGGAGAAAAGAGGUAGCAAGAGGAAGAACAAUGAGCACAAUCUCUCAAUGUCAUAACUGGACAUAAGGUUGACCAUGUGAACCCCAAGUAUAAUUACCUACAGGGGACUCAGUGCCGUGAACCGGCCCUGACAGCUUUGGCAAACAGUUGUGUUUUGCUUGAACUGGCUUAUGGAUUUAUCUACCACGCAUGGCACAUGGAUAUUUUUGUCACUGGAUAUUUUACAACAGCUGUGAUCCUGAUGGGGGUUUAGUUAACCAAAGGCCCCUCUGCAUGCAAGCGGUCACCAGGCAUCUAAUGGGCUGAGAGCUGAAAUGACAAUAAAGCGAGCAGAACCAUGCAGCUGUGGACCAAAUAUAAGGGAAGAACUGCUGUUUGCUCACUGGUGGGGUGCAGGUCUGAGAGCAGGCAUCGCCCACGCCAGGCUCAUCGUGCCUUCCCUGGCCAGCACGCUCUCUUCAUUGGCUUCCAUGCUUGCUCUCUAUUGUGAGAACAGAGUCCCUCCGGUUUUCAAGAACCAUGCCAAGGAAGAAAGGAGAAAUCAUCAGCCCGAGUUUUUUUCUGAUAAUUUUUUACGGCAGUUUCCAAACAUCAAGUUUGAAAGUUUUACACACCUUCAGAGCUCCUGGUUCUUGGGCCUUUGGACCGAAGACUUACACCAUUGGCUCCCCUGGUUCUGUGACCUUAAGUCUGACACUGAAAUAUACCACCAGCUUUCGUGGUUCUCCAGCUUGCAGACAGCAGAUUGUAGGACUUCCUGGCUUCUACAACCUUGUGAGCUAGUUCCUAUAAUCUUCUCAUCUGUAUCUCUGUAUAUUCUGUUUGUUCUGUUUCUUUGGACAACCCUGAUUAAUACACUUACUUUAAUACUAACGGAACGAGAUUACACUGCAAAGUAUACUCGUCUUACUGGUUUAUGAUAGAAAAAAUAUUUUAACAUUGUUAGAGAUCUAGUCACAUAUUUCUGAUUUAGAAGUAGAUACUGGCUUUUCUUUUUUCAGAUGAUUAUCCAUUUAUAUUGAGAUGGAUUUGUCAUUUUCAUCAUUUAAAUGUUAAUAUAGUGAGUUUUAUUAACAAAUUUCCUAAUAGAAAACAUAUUUACUUUCCAUGAAAAAAGCUUUUAAGAUAUUUAAAAGUACUGUUGGGUUUUUAUAUGUAUUGUUUUAUUAUGUUCAUCUUGUAAGUAGAUUGGAAUGUGAUAUUUUUGUUGUAUGCUUUAAGUAGAUUAGCUAACCUAAGUUAUUUAGACUGGAAUAAAAUUUACCUUUUUGCAGACAGUUUAUUUAAAAUCAAAAUACAUGCUUCUUUUGUGCUUUGACACAUUUACAUGGCAAAGAUUUUUGCUCUGUUACUGUUUCUAAGAUUUUCUAUAAAUUUAUCAGUGAAAUUGUGUCUAGCCUUUUUGUGAGCCAAGUCUUUAAUAACUUUUGAACUUCUUUUAUAUUUAUUGUCUGAUUCACUUCUUUAUAUCUUCAGUUUGGUAAUUUAUAUUUUCCAUGUUUUCAAAGUAAUUUUUGUUAUA
Molecule: messenger RNA, 2901 nt
Organism: Camelus dromedarius (Arabian camel)
Lineage: Eukaryota; Metazoa; Chordata; Mammalia; Artiodactyla; Camelidae
Product: CDP-L-ribitol pyrophosphorylase A
Exons: 10
Coding region: 1694-2299 (201 amino acids)
Source: RefSeq, a predicted model, not a curated record